Messenger RNA from Gracilinanus agilis (Agile Gracile Mouse Opossum), 2910 nucleotides. Its product is annotated as zinc finger protein 420-like. The record is from RefSeq and is a predicted model, not a curated record. Gene Ontology annotation, molecular function: DNA-binding transcription factor activity, RNA polymerase II-specific; RNA polymerase II cis-regulatory region sequence-specific DNA binding. The transcript has 7 exons. The coding region runs from base 1 to 2910 and encodes 969 amino acids. Gene Ontology annotation, biological process: regulation of transcription by RNA polymerase II. NCBI's taxonomy places the organism in Eukaryota, Metazoa, Chordata, Mammalia, Didelphimorphia, Didelphidae.
AUGGGCUCCCUGGCCUCACAGGCUGCUGAGGAUGGCAAAAGGAGAAGAAAAAGGAAGACAAGAAAGCUCUGUAGCGGGAAGUCCCGGGAGAAAGGAGCUAGGAACACUGACCGGGAAGGAAAGACGACCAAUCCGGGGCUAAAGGAGGAGGGGUCAAUAACAUUCAAGGAUGUGACUGUGGACUUCACCCAGGAGGAGUGGUGCCUGUUGGAACCUUCUCAGAAAGAGCUGUACAGGGAAGUCAUGUUGGAGAAUAUGCAAAAUGUACUCUUCGUGGGUAAGGACCAUUUCCUCUCCAUGUUGUCUGAUGUAAUCUCUUCUGACGCUGUUGCUUUUUUCACAGAGGCAGAGACUAAUUUUGAAGUGAAAGAGAUGUCUACAAAGCUGAGCCUUUUUGUGGAAGGAUCUGGCCCUCCAAGAACCAUGAAUGAAGGUCCCUGUGACUUCAUUUUGAGAAAAAUCUGUGACUCUAAUAUCAAGGUAAAUAAAAAUCCAAAGAGUGACUGUGAAUUUAAUGAAGUUGCAGAGAAAUUCAGCCAACAUUCAGUCCUAAAUCAGUAUGUGAAAUUGACCGCAGAAAAUGACCGCUGUAUGGAUAAUGAAUACGCGAUAUGCUUUCCUGAAAAAGUAGAAUUUAAUCAGUCGCAUGAGAAGCCUCUUGAAAUACCCAUGUAUCAAGAUAACCUAGGGAGAAUCAACUAUGGCUCAAGUUUAGACCUCACAAGACAUGCAAAAAGUAAACAUGUAGAGAUGCUUUCUGUGAGUAAUAGAGGUGGGAGACCUUUCAGUCUGAACUCUGAGUUUGGUUCCUAUCAAAUAAUCCACUCUGGAGAAAGACCUUAUCAAUGUAAAGAAUGUGGAAAGGCUUUCACACAUAGGGGUCAUCUUGUUAGACAUCAGAGAAUCCACACUGGAGAGAAACCUUAUGAAUGUGCACAGUGUGGAAAGGUUUUCACACAGAGGGGUAACCUUACUAAGCAUCAGAGAAUCCACACUGGAGAGAAACCUUAUGAAUGUACACAGUGUGGAAAGGCGUUCACACGGAGGGGUUAUCUUGUUAGACAUCAGAUAAUCCACACUGGAGAGAAACCUUAUGAAUGUACACAGUGUGGAAAGGCUUUCACUGAGAGGGGUAAGCUUGCUGUACAUCAGAGAAUCCACACUGGAGAGAAACCUUAUGAAUGUACACAGUGUGGAAAAACUUUCACUGAGAGGGGUAAGCUUGCUGUACAUCAGAGAAUCCAUACUGGAGAGAAACCUUAUGAAUGUACACAGUGUGGAAAGGUUUUCACACAGAGGGGUCAUCUUACUAAGCAUCAGAGAAUCCACACUGGAGAGAAACCUUAUGAAUGUACACAUUGUGGAAAGGCUUUCACAGAUAGUAGCUCUCUUGCUGAGCAUCAGAGAAUCCACACUGGAGAGAAACCUUAUGAAUGUACACAGUGUGGAAAGGUUUUCACACGUUGGGGUAAUCUUGCUAAGCAUCAGAGAAUCCACACUGGAGAGAAACCUUAUGAAUGUACACAAUGUGGAAAAGCAUUCUCACGAAGGGGUUAUCUUGUUAUACAUCAGACAAUCCAUACUGGAAAGAAACCUUAUGAAUGUACACAGUGUGGAAAGCCUUUCAUAUGGAGGGGUGAUCUUGCUGCACAUCAAAGAAUCCACACUGGAGAGAAACCUUAUGAAUGUAAACAGUGUGGAAGGGCUUUCAGACGGAGGAGCUAUCUUGUUGAGCAUCAGAGAUUCCACACUGGAGAGAAACCUUAUGAAUGUACACAGUGUGGAAAGUCUUUCAUACACAGGGCGAGUCUUGCUGCACAUCAGAGGAACCACACUGGAGAGAAGCCUUAUAAAUGUACACAGUGUGGAAAGGCUUUCACACAGAGUAGUUCUCUUGGUGUACAUCAGAAGAUCCAUACUGGAGAGAAACCUUAUGAAUGUACACAGUGUGGAAAGGCUUUUACAUGGAAGGGUGAUCUUGCUAAGCAUCAAAGAAUCCACACUGACAAGAAACCUUAUGAAUGUAAUAAAUUCACAUAUAAACACUGUGGACAGGCCUUCACACAGAAGGACACUCUUGCUGCACAUCAGAGAAUACACACUGUAGAGAAACCCUAUAAAUGUAAACAAUGUGGAAAAGAUUUCACACAAAAGAGCAAUCUUGCUAGACAUCAGAAAAUCCACACUGGAGAGAAACCUUAUGAAUGUAAACAGUGUGGAAAGGCUUUCAAACAGAGGAGCCAUCUUGUUGAGCAUCAGAGAAUCCACACUGGAGUGAAACCUUAUAAAUGUAAACAAUGUAGAAAGGGUUUCAGAAAGAAGGGCAAUCUUGUUAUGCAUCAGAAAAUCCACACUGGAGAGAAACCUUAUGAAUGUACACAGUGUGGAAAGGCUUUCACAUCCAGGGGUGAUCUUGCUAAGCAUCAGAGAAUUCACACUGGAGAGAAACCUUAUGAAUGCAAACAGUGUGGAAAGACUUUCAACCGGAGGGGCCAUCUUGCUGCACAUCAGAAAAUCCAUACUGGAGACAAACCUUAUGAAUGUAAACAAUGUGGAAAGACUUUCAAACGAAGGAGUCAUCUUGCUGGACAUCAGAAAAUCCACACUAGAGUUUCCUGCUUUGGUCCUUGGACCUUUGGGGAAGGACAGAACCAGUCUCGCCCACCCACCCCCAACCCCCGUUUGUGGGGGCACAUUCUCUCCUCCGUGGGAGGGCAAAUCCCAGCCAAAGCUCCUGGUACAGAGAAAGCCGCCCCAUCUGAUGUGAGCACUUCCGUGUUUGCCCGUUUUCUAUGGUUCUUCAGUGAUGAACAGAGACACACGGGAGUCAUAAGGACAUUAAGACAGAAACAGAGACCUCCACCUCCACACACCACACAAACCCGAACCUCUGGUUGCACAAGCACCUGA